AUGUUAGUGCCUGCCCAAUCUGUGACGGACUUGCGGUCCAGUGAGAUCCACCUCUCCCUGCAGGGCAUCUAUGAGGUGAGGCCGAACCUCGCCGAUCCCCAGCGCCAUGAGGUGAAUGGAACCGAGUCGCGCUAUCGGUUGAGCAUAGAGCAGGACAAGAAGAACGAUUAUGCAACCACCCUUCGUCUCACCAUCACCAGUAAGUCUAGAAUUCCUGUCUUGGCACAAUACUGA
This is a messenger RNA of Protopolystoma xenopodis, 234 nucleotides long. The record is from the annotation of a GenBank genome assembly. NCBI's taxonomy places the organism in Eukaryota, Metazoa, Platyhelminthes, Monogenea, Polystomatidea, Polystomatidae.